GGAGCGCGGGUUGCGUUAGUUGAGCGCUAGCUAGCUAACGUGCCGCGGUGUUUUCCUCCUCACACGCCGCUCCACAGAGCCCACAGGCCGGCCGUACCGGAUCAGCAUCCCCCGGUACGAGCCCCUUUAUCACCGGGGAUGGGGGAUCCGCCUGUGAGGUUGUUCGUGCGUAUUCAGACGUAACCCCUCUCAGGUAGAAGCCGGAGGAGGGACGAGAACCGACAACAUCCCGGGUGAUAUUUACCGGGUUUGUUUUGCAGCUAACGCGUCAACUAGCAGCGGCUGCGAGCUAACGCGGCGGCUAGCAGCGGCAGCUAGCCGCCGCGUUAGCUGGUUAACGCAGGGCUGCAGCUAGCCGCCGUUAUCAGCCGGGAUCCAGUCGUGCGGGCAGCCGCUGUAGCUUCCCCGUUAGCCCCGCGGGGCCCCGGAGCAGAGCGGCCCGGGCGCCCUGGAGGCAGCGAGGCGGCAUCAGCCGUUUGGCUUCAACGCGCAAGAUGGCUGAAUUUAUUGUGCCGACCUUGAAAGUAAUAAAAGGAUGACAUAUUAUUCAUAGCGAGCUAACUGUCCCGGUGACGUAACCGGCUGCAUUUAGGCCACAUAUCCAGGUUAUUUAAUUUGUGUUUGUGUAUCACAGAGGGGGAAGGAGCCCACCGUGACAUUCCCACUGUGCAUUGUGCUAGCAUGCCUCGAUGAAAACAAUGGGAUGUGUUAGCCACGAGCUAGCAGCAGAUGCCCAUCGGACUGGUGGCUCCUGCUCAGGCUGCUCGAAGGCCUCCUCUGCCCCCCCCACAACAACAGCAGGGGUUAAGGCCCUCAAAGUGUGACCCCUGACCUCAUUUACCCCUGAUACAUCAAGGGGGGCUUCACGUGAUCAAUGAGAACGUGGUGAUUCAUCAGCGCGUUGGCGUGUGAUACCUGAUACCUGAUCAAUCUACACCUGGGGGAAAUGUCCUAUCAGCUGUGUGACUGAGAAAAACAUUGAUUAUUGGAACACGAUUCAUCAAUUCUAUAGAAAGGUGCCAGAGAGGCUCCUCAUGACAUCACACUCCACGGAAUGACUUCUAUCUGCAUUGUGUCCUUAUUCAUUCAUCUUUGUUUUUGUUACAUCCCCAUGUAAUAAACCAUGAUGUCAUGAUGAUGUCAUACACUCAUGUAGUUCCUCUGGAUGUCAGAGACUUCCACAAAAAAUUCUGAGCAGAGAUUAUUAAACAGAGAUUAUUUGUUUUAAUGGUAGAUGGAGAAUUUAAUGGCGAGUUAAGGGUUUCCAUGGAGAUAAGCCCCUCCCACACUCCGGCUCAUCCAGUGUGGAUGAGCACAAAUGGUUACUCACAAUUAGGGAGUUACACUAAUAUAUAUUUUUUUAUUCUCAUAUGAAAACAUCUCGAUUUAUUCUAGUUAAUCACCAACACUAUAUUUUACUGAUGACAUGUGAACGCAUCACGAUAAUUUAUGACGUUCACUUAGCAGAGCCUGAACGCAUCGUGAUGUGUGAAUUUAUGCCCGUUUGCUGUUUAGAAAUUAGAUUAAAACGUUUUUCCAUUAAAAAUACAUUUUUCAUUCUGGGUUAGCAUAUCGCUAAAUGUUUUGAUAAUAUGUCGUCAGAAUUUAAGAUUCCAAUGAUAAAUAUUAGUAUUGUGAAUGUAUUAUCACGUUCAUAUUGUGACAUUUUAGGAUGACGUACAGACACGAGGAGACUGGAGCGAUGCUCAUUGUUCGUGUCAAAGUCGUCCUGAUUUCAUCAAACUGGCUAACGGUUAGCAUCAUGUAGCGCUGGAAGCCAGACACACUUCCUGUGGAAGCUGCACCAAUGGAUGCUAUUUAGCACCAAAUCCGACGUGAGAACUUCACAGCAGCUACAGAGUCGCUGUGUCCUCCUCGUGGAGAGAAGAUAAGCCACGCCCCCUCCGCCAUGUUGUCCAGCAGCUGAUGGACGAUGGCCUUGUGAGAGUGGGCGGCGCUGCCUGGCCCUGAGGUAAGGAGGAGGAGUCUCAGCCAUAGGCCCCUCCCCUCUUAGCUCCCGAUCUGACGGACGCCCGAUCAGUUGUGGCUCUACCUUUGCUCCGCCCCUUCCCCCCCACACCGUUGGCCCCGCCCCCUGCCGCCAUGCUGUGGUCACGGUGCUGUAGGACCGCCUGAGGAAGCAGACUCUGGAAGGUGACCCCGCUCCGCCAGGGGGCUUCUACCUGUCCCUGCUGGACCCGAAACCCCUCCCAGAGCGCUGGCCCCCAGAUGGCUUGAUGCCUGAGAGCAGCUACUGGCAGCUUUGCCCUCCCUCCAAGUCCAGCCUGCAGGGGGGGUUGCUGAGCUCUAGUUUCCCCCCCGGUCCCGUGCCCCUGGUGCCCCCAGAUGCUCACCUGCAGGAGGGGGGCGACCCCCUGGACGCGCCCCCAUCUCACCCCCCGCCGCAGCAGCACCGGCCCCUGGCGCCGAGCUCCUCUGCGUCCGAGCUUUCCCUCCCCGGGGCGCCGGCGGUGCCCCCCCCCGGCCCCGGGCUGCCUCCCCCCCCUCCUCCGCCCCCCAAGCGGCACUGCCGUUCGCUGUCGGUGCCCGAGGACCUGUCGCGCUGCCGCUACACCUGGCGCCCCAGCGCCUCGCGGGUCUGGACCCCCGUCAGUCGGCAGCAGUGCCACGGGGCGGCCGGGGGAGGGGCCACGGGGGCAGGCGGCAUGGGGGUGGCGGUUGUGGGGGGCGGAGCCUGUCCUCUCCGCGCCCCCAGCUCCUCCCUGAACUCGUCGCUGCACUCGUCGUCCAGCCCCACCUUCUUCAGCCUGGCGCUGUCUCCCGACUCGCCGCUGCCCUGGAGCUUCCCCUGGGACCCCAGCGAGGCGGCGGCGGCGGGGGGAGGAGCCUGCUGCUGCUUCUUCCCCUCCCCGUCCUCCUGCUCGUCCUCGCCCUCCCCCCUCCACCCGCCUCCCCCCCCUCAGAGGCGUUUCUCCCUCUCCCCCGUGCUAAUCAGAGACUCGGCGGCCUCCACCUUCCUGCCGCCAGCGGCGCCGAGCCAGACGCGCCCGCGCCCGCCCAGCUGCUCGGCCACGGUGGCGGGCGUCCCGGUUCCCGCCUCGCCGUCCUCGGCCUGCAGCACGCCGUCGUCUCUGAGGCGCUGUCUGCCGCCGCAGCUGCCGCGCUGCCACUCGCAGCCCUGCGACCUGCUGCUCCUCAAACCGGGUCUGAAGAGGAGGCGGGACCCCGACAGGCCGUGUGCCCGCCCCGUCCUGGACUUCACCAAGAUGAGCCAGACCCGCAGCAUGGACCCCCAGGCCCUGGAGCGUGGGGGCCGGCCCCCCUGUGGAGGAGACGUGCUCAUGGACUCCUUCAUGAGUGACUUCCGGGGCUCGUGCUCUCCGGCCGAGUGUCUCGGGCGGACGAGCAUCGGGCCGCUGAGCGAGAGCGACGAGGAAUGCCGCGAGGACGAGGAGGAGGACGGCGAGGACGAAGAGGACGGCGAGGAGGCGGAGGCGCAGGAGCGCGAGGCGGCGCAGCAGGCGGUGUUUGAGAGGGACUGUACAGAACUGGACUUGAACUUGAUAGAAGAGAACUGAGGUCGUCCUCUGUUGUUUCAUUUGGUUUUUGAUUGAUCUGAAGCCCCGCCCCCCCCCUCUCCUCCCCGCCUACCACCAAUCAGCACGGCUCUCAGGAACAACACCUCCUCUCAGUGCGUGAGCCGCGCUGCCGGCGGUGAAGACAGGAAGUGACAUCAUCCUCACUGAGCUAGCUCCAGGUACCUGAGGGUCGGCCAUGACGUUCUGACGAGGCCGCCGCGCCGCCAACCUGACACGCCGCCGCCGCCACAGACCCAUGAUUACAGAUACAGACUCUUUGAUGUGUGAUGACCGCAGCGGGUCGACAAGGAUCCACAAUAUUUAAUAAGCAUCAUUAAAACUGCUCCGACGUCAGUACAAGAUCAAAAAUAAUCAACAUUUUAAGGGUUUAUUUCUUCAGAGAAGCCUUUUAUUGAUGAAUAAGUCUCUUAUUAUAUUUAAUGCUGUAUAACAUGUGUUAGGAAGUGAAACCGAUCACAAUCAUCUCUAAUAUCUAUUUCAUUUUUACAAUAAUCCGUUUGGAACAAUAUUGCUAAUAAUAAUAAUAAUAAUUGAUAUUCAGCA
Molecule: messenger RNA, 4103 nt
Organism: Pungitius pungitius (ninespine stickleback)
Lineage: Eukaryota; Metazoa; Chordata; Actinopteri; Perciformes; Gasterosteidae
Gene: fam53c
Product: family with sequence similarity 53 member C
Exons: 5
Coding region: 2238-3539 (433 amino acids)
Biological process (GO): protein import into nucleus
Cellular component (GO): nucleus
Source: RefSeq, a predicted model, not a curated record